AUGGCUGCAUUGGUUAUGGUGUUUUGGUUGUGGCUGGCCUUCAACAUUCCUCCUAUCACCCCUUCUGGGAGGGGUCUUAGUCACCAUGACCAAAAAAGAAAGCUUGCUUCUACUAUUCCUGGUUUCAUAAGCGUCGACUGUGGCGCAACUCUGCAGAACUAUGAUGACUCCAACAUGUUUUACCAGACAGAUACAGGGUUUAUAAGUGCUGGAGUGAAUUCACAGAUAUCCUCAGAGUUCAUCAACUCAAGCCUUAACAUGGAGCUGAGGACCUUGAGAUAUUUCCCAGAAGGAGAACAGAAUUGCUACACCUUGAAGCCUGAGCAAGGCAGAUCAAACAACUAUCUCAUCAGAGCUGUGUUCAUGUAUGGAAACUAUGAUGGCAAAAAUCAAACCCCAGUGUUCCAAUUGUAUCUUGGGGUUAAUUCAUGGACAACGGUGAAAGACUCAUAUGUUGUACAUGAUAUCAUAUAUGCUCCCUUGACAGAUGCCAUACAAGUGUGUCUUGUGAACAAAAACAAUGGAACACCAUAUAUUUCUGCACUGGAAGUUAGGCAAUUGGACAACUCCCUCUACCAAUCAGGUAAUGGAGCACUGGCCUUGACUUCGCGAAUCAACCUUGGUGGCUCGAAUAAGAUAAUCAGGUACCCCGACGAUAUAUAUGAUCGCAAAUGGAAUCAUGAUCAGAAAAAUGAAUGGAUCCCAGUGACAUUGGCACCCAACUUGACAAUUGAGACCAGCAACAAUGGCUACAAAAUACCAGACAAAGUGUUAGGAACUGCUGUCAAGUGUGUCAGUGGCCCCAUAUACGUCUCAUGGCAAUCCAAGUUCACAAUUUCAAAAUUUUAUGUUUACUUUCAUUUUGCUGAAAUAGAAAAGCUUGAGGGUGGGAAACAAAGAACACUCAAUAUCCGUUUCAAUGAUUUUUAUAACUUGGAAACUCUUACUCUGGACUAUCUAAAGACACAAACUGUUGCCAGUUUUGCUCUUACUGGGGAGACAACAUAUAACUUCUCUAUUUCUAGUGUGGACAGUGGCCUUCCUCCGAUCCUUAACGCCUAUGAAAUUUACCAGCACAAAGACUUUUAUCGCAUGCCAACAAUCGAGAAAGACGGUACAUUUAACAGUCUAGUUUUCUUCUUCACUGUGCUGGUUACUUACUGCUUUUUGUUCUUGUUUGUUAUAUAUGGCGAAGAAAUGUCAGAUUUUGAUAAUUUUUCAGCCUUAUCCAACAUAAGUGUUACCCUUAAUUUCUCCAUUUUGCAUCCUGAUGUCCAUCUCUUGGGAUCUAUCACACAAUCAAUUGACAGGUCCAAUUCCAGAAUUUCUAGCUCAACUGCCAUAAUUGAGAGUCCUCUUGAAGAUGCAGUUCCCAAGGCUCUUAUGGAAAAGCACAAUAGCGGAGGGUUAACAUUAAAUUUGGAUGGAAAUCCAGAUCUUUGUUUGGGGGGUUCAUGCAAAGUAAAAAACAGGAAGGUUGUUGCCAUUGUUGCACCAACUGUAUCAGUUGUGGUCUUCAUAAUACUAUGUGCUCUAGCAAUCUAUCGUAUCCGUGAAAAGAAAAGAAAAGGGACGAGAAGAGAAUGGUCACUGAAAGCAAAGAAUUGGAGAUUUACAUACUCUGAGAUUGUGAAUAUCACCAAUAACUUCAAAUCUGUUAUUGGAGAAGGAGGAUUUGGAAGAGUCUACCACGGCAGCCUAACACAUGGAAUUGAAGUUGCUAUCAAGGUGCUUUCUUCAUCAUCAAGACAAGGGUCCGACGAAUUUCAAAAUGAGGUGGAGCUCUUAUUGGGAAUUCAUCACAAGAACUUGGUUUCUCUUUUUGGAUACUGCGAUGAAGGUGGAAAUAUGGCACUCGUUUACGAUUAUAUGGCCUGUGGAAAUUUGCAACAGCAUCUAUUAGCAGAUGGAAGCACAAACGUUUUAACCUGGAAAGAAAGACUUGAAAUCGCAGUGGAUGCAGCACGAGGAUUGGAUUAUCUGCAUAAUUGUUGCAAGCCACCAAUAGUCCACAGAGAUCUCAAGACUUCCAACAUCUUACUAAGUGAAGACUUGCAAGCCAGGAUAGGCGAUUUCGGGCUCUGCAGAGUCUUCACAACUGAAAACGAGACUCAUAUAUCAACCGAUGCUAAGGGUACUCGCGGAUACGUUGAUCCUGAAUAUUACCAUACUGGGAAGCUGAAUAGGAAGAGUGAUGUUUAUAGCUUUGGGAUUGUUCUCUUGGAGCUGAUAACUGGCCUGCCUGCAAUAAUAAAAGGCCCUCCAGUGGAAGAGUUAUGUGAUUGGGUGGGUCCCCAUGUUCAAGGAAAGUGCAUUGGAGAUAUACUUGAUCCAAGAUUAGAAAGCUAUAACAUAAAUUCUGCCUGGAGAGCCGUAGAAGUGGCAAUGGCUUGCAUACCAUCAGUAGCAAUCCAGAGGCCAGACAUCAGCUAUGUCUAUGAUGAGUUGAAGGCAUGUUUGAAAAUGGAGAUGGCUUCUGAGAAACCUCAGAUAAUGGAAGGCUACCAGACCUGGUCAAGCAGUUCAAUUCAUACCACUCCUUUGGACCCUAAAGUUGAAAUGCACCAUACUUGCUAG
Prunus mume (Japanese apricot) is the source of this 2577-nucleotide messenger RNA. Lineage: Eukaryota; Viridiplantae; Streptophyta; Magnoliopsida; Rosales; Rosaceae. The record is from RefSeq and is a predicted model, not a curated record.